GAAAUUCUGGGAGACUCUUGCUGCCAAACUCCCAACACAUGCGAUCAGCAUGUCUUCAUCAACAUAUCGUGGUUGUAAAAAUAGAAGUGCUAUUAUGAUUAGUUGCAGUGAAUAUCGAUAGUGGAGAGAGUCGAAUCCAUAAAAUAAUCACCGUAACAUCCUGUUAACACAAAACAAGGAUUUUUUUGUUGUGUGUGUAGGUUGAUAACUUGAUAUAUAGAAGUCAAGUUCCAUUUCAUUGCUUUGAUCUUCAUUUAGUCUAUCAGGUCAAUUAACCCAACAUAAAGAAAAUUCUUAAUAGAAGUGGGGACUUGGCACCCAAUUUCCAAAUUAUUUUUGAGUUCUGCGAUUUGGAAUUAGGGUGUUUUUAGUGAAGGUCUUUGGUUGUCAAUUUAUGUUAUAUGCAAAGCAUUUCCUGCAAGUUUCCUUCAAAUUCUGCCAUCGAAGCUUUGGACUUCUUCCCUAUAAUAGAUGCCACCAUAGGCUUCUGCAGCACUCUAGAACCAAUUUUCCAACUCCUGACGUAAUUUCCAGAUUAGAAAAGGAUUAAACGUGCUACUAAUAUUUUAGAAUUCAACAUUGACCAUUCAAUAUUUCAUAAAUAUAUUCAACACUUCAUCCUUGUGACAUCAACAAGAUGUCUUCGCAUUCUCUUCCGAUAUCUUCCCUUCUGGCCCUCUUCUUUCUCGUUGUCUUAACCAGAGUUCCAACGAUUUUAUCCGUCGACGAUCCACGGUACUCGACCUGCAGGGAAACGCUAACAUGCGGAAGCGUAUCAAAUAUCGGUUUCCUUUCUGGGGAUCGAACCGUCUGAGUUACUGUGGGCAACCAGGAUUUGAGCUGAGGUGCGAGAAUGAUAUAGCGGAAAUCAUGAUGAAUGAAAACACCUUACGAGUUCUUGACAUAGACCCUGAACGACAGAUUCUUAAGGUAGCUAGGGAGGAUUACUGGAAUGAUUAUUGUCCCACGAAAUUUACCAACACCUCAAUCGACUUCGACCACUUCAAUUACGGUUCAAACCUUAGGAACCUCACCCUAUUCUACGGAUGCUACCCGCUGGCAACCCCGACAUUUCUUCCUAACUGCACCAUAAAUAGUACACUUAUUGAUGUGUCAUAUGCUGUUAGAAACAUGUUGGGUGAUCCUCGCUAUGGCAUAUGCCGUGAAAUUGUCGUAGUUCCGGUUUAUGAAGCUGCAGCAAAGGACCUGGAGGUGAACACUAUGACUAUGCAGGCUGCUUUAAGAGGAGGUUUCGAAUUGCAAUGGAAAGCGGAUAAUGAUGAGUGCAGAAGAUGCAGAGAUUCAGAUGGGGUUUGCGGAUAUAAUCAAACUUCAAAUAGUUUCACUUGCUUUUGCAGCGAUAAACCUAGUGAAACCACAUGUUUACCACCAACUGAAGGUACUUUCUAGCUUUUCUUCCUUAUAACUUUGCUCAGCUGUUUGUUGUUGCAGAACUUACUGUUUCAUUGAAUAUCUCAACUCUUAAAUAACCUUCAUGGUUUGACUCAUUCUGAUGUUCAAUCUUCAUUAGCAAUAGCAGCAAAUUGACCUUGGCUACUUCAGAUCGAAUCCUAAUCUCCCUAAGCAGCCAAUGACUUCAUUAACUCUAACCAUUUUGAUUGGUCAAUACCAGUUCAUCUUCAAAUUCCAUGGUCGCUUGUUCUCUUUCCCAUCACAACUGCAUCAGCUAGCAGAUAAAACGUAGGGUCUUACCAGUUGCUUAUAGAUUCGACCUAGAAAUACUUUCAGCCAAAGUAGUACUAUUAUUGAUUUAUUCAAUCAUUAAAAUCAGAUGAUAUUUUCCAGUUACAGCUUUCUUCAAGUUUUCAACAACUCGAACUGAGUUUAUACCUUUAUGAGUUUCGAGUCCUGAGAGCAGUAUUAUAAUGAACUGGGUUAUUCACACUUAAUAAUAUAUUAUUGCCAUGGUAGGCUACCUAAAUUUCCAUUGACUGGCGCUUAAUGGUGGCAUAUAACAUAAGUUUCCUUUAGAAAAUUUUCAACUUUGAAUUAGUCAAAUACCAACUAUUUGAUCAUGAAGAUCAACACCAAUUCACUUUCAGACGCUCAUUUUAUAUCCAACUACUCUCAGUUUCUUUCCCUAAUGCUCUCCAUCCUCUCCGACAAUGCCAUCCAAGUUUUGGUUCAUCAUCAUCACCAUAAGCUUGGUCCUGAUUCUUUCUCCAAAAGCAGUGUUUUCGAAUAAUUAUUUGAGCUGCAGUGUUCGAUCCAGUUGCGGAAAUAUUUCGGAUAUCGGUUACCCUUUCUGGGGAUUGAAUCGGCCGGAAAGAUGUGGAUAUCCUGGAUUCAAGCUCAGCUGCAGUGAAAGUGAGCUAGAAAUCACAAUCAACUCUGCAACAUACCGAGUUCUUGCAAUAAACAAGGCAUCACAAACCGUUCGUGUCUCUAGAACCGAUUACAGUGAGAAUCUUUGUCCCACUCAUCUCAUCAACUCCACUUUUGGAAGUGAAACCAGUCCUUUUCAACAAAACGGGGAUAGUCAGGAUAUAAGGCUGUAUUAUGGUUGUCAGCCUCUCACAGCUCCACAAAAUCUCACAUCAAUUACCGGGAUUUCCAACCGAUUUGACUGCACAAUAAACAAUACAAAUAUCGUAGGUUAUUAUGUGACAAGGGAGUUCGCGGGAACUGUCAUCGGCACUUUCCUGAGAUCUUGCAGUAACAGUGUGAUUAUACCAGUCCCGAAUUCUCAAGUUCCGUCACUGGAGGAAGGCCGGGAUGCAGAUGAUUUGGAAGAAGCGGCUAAAAUUGGGUUUCAGCUGUGGUGGUCUGCAGAUGAUGCCCUUUGUAAUAAUUGUGUAAACAAAGGUGGGCAGUGCGGGCGUAACCUCGUCUCAGGUGAAUUUGAAUGUUACUGCUCAGAUGGCGAUGUUUGUUCCCCAGGUACAAUCUUUGUUCUUUGCUGUACCUGUUCAAAUAUCUCUUGUAGUGGGAUUUAAGUCGUACGAUUUCGGUUCCAAGAACCCAGUGUUUAGGGGAAACCCGAAGCCGGAAACUGAUGGAACAAGAUGUCGUCGAUCUUUGUUCCGACCAAACAGUAGUUCAGGGUUAGGUGGAUGUAGUUUGGUCUUGACCCUCUAAUAAUAAUAUUUUAUUAUUAUUAAAUAGUCCGGGGGGCCUGUCAUGUUAGGAAACAUGGACAUUGGGCCAUUCCAGAAUAGGAUUAUUGAAACUCAUUUAUUUGCUUUUCCCAAACGCAAAUCCCAUUACAGUUUUUCUUCUAUAUUUUGACUAA
Molecule: messenger RNA, 3253 nt
Organism: Gossypium arboreum
Lineage: Eukaryota; Viridiplantae; Streptophyta; Magnoliopsida; Malvales; Malvaceae
Product: LEAF RUST 10 DISEASE-RESISTANCE LOCUS RECEPTOR-LIKE PROTEIN KINASE-like 2.7
Exons: 1
Coding region: 763-1410 (215 amino acids)
Molecular function (GO): polysaccharide binding
Source: RefSeq, a predicted model, not a curated record